This is a messenger RNA of Xyrauchen texanus (razorback sucker), 3071 nucleotides long. RefSeq names its product BTB/POZ domain-containing protein kctd15-like. Gene Ontology annotation, molecular function: protein binding. The record is from RefSeq and is a predicted model, not a curated record. The coding region runs from base 298 to 1179 and encodes 293 amino acids. Gene Ontology annotation, biological process: protein homooligomerization. The transcript has 5 exons. Lineage: Eukaryota; Metazoa; Chordata; Actinopteri; Cypriniformes; Catostomidae.
AACAUAUAUGCGUAUACUAUCCAAAUGUUAAAUGCGAGAUCAAGUGAUGUUCUUGUAAACUCGCCCCAGCUCAGGCAGGGUUGAGCUAAUUGUCGCCUAAUCCUGCCCCGGGGCGUUUGGAGAGCCUUGAGCAAGAAUUCUUGUUCAGCUGUCCUCUGUUAUUCGGGCUGGAACGCUGUGCCUUCAACGCACUCUCGCGCUUACACAAAAAAGGAGCAAGAAACAAAAAAGCGCGAGACGAAGACACGCCACGAUCGAUCUCAUGAUUUAAAGAGGGUUGAAGAUACAUUUACAGCUAUGUCUUCCAAGGCCAGAAUCGCUCCUUGGAUCGCCGAGAUUGAAGGGGAGAAGAGAACUGGAAGAAGUUUAUUUGACACUGUGCUGUUUGUGCAGGAGGGAAGGAGCAUGUCUCGGCUCUCUUUGACCCGGUCCCCAGUGUCUCCUCUGGCCACUCAGGGAAUCCCUCUGCCGGCCCAGCUGACUAAAGCCAACGCUCCAGUCCACAUUGAUGUAGGUGGGCACAUGUACACCAGCAGUUUGGCCACCCUCACCAAAUACCCAGACUCAAGAAUCAGUCGUCUGUUCAACGGUACCGAACCGAUUGUUUUGGACAGUCUGAAGCAGCAUUAUUUCAUUGACAGAGAUGGAGAGAUAUUCCGCUACAUCCUGAGUUACCUGAGAACCAGUAAACUGCUUCUUCCUGAUGAUUUCAAGGAGUUCCAGCUGCUGUAUGAGGAGGCUCGGUAUUACCAGCUGAUGCCUAUGUUGAAAGAGCUGGAGCGCUGGAAACAGGACCGGGAGCAGAGACGGACGGCUAAACUUUGUGAGUGCCUGGUGGUGCGGGUGACCCCUGACCUUGGCGAGAGGAUCGCCAUCAGUGGAGACAAGGCUCUUAUAGAGGAGAUUUUCCCAGAGACAGGGGACGUCAUGUGUAAUUCAGUCAAUGCCGGCUGGAACCAGGACCCAACCCAUGUUAUUCGGUUUCCACUGAAUGGCUACUGCAGGCUCAACUCUGUGCAGGUCUUGGAGAGACUCUUCCAGAAAGGGUUCAGCAUGGUGGCAUCUUGCGGAGGAGGCGUUGACUCCUCCCAGUUCAGCGAGUACAUCCUGAGUCGAGAGGACAGACGGUGUCAAACCAGCCACACGCCCAUCAGGAUAAAACAAGAGCCUCUAGACUAGACCAUCAACGCCUCAGUCUGCUUUCGAUGAAAAAUAAAGGCCAACGGACAAACACAAGACGUUCGUUUGCAAGAAGAGUCUCCUGCUUGACCAUUCAGACUCUUAAGAGGACUGAAAUCAAAAUAUACGAUUAUUAUGGCUUCAUUUCAUUGACAUCUUUUUUCUUUUCUUUUUUUUAACAAACAAAUUAAGUCACAUGAUAGUAUGUUUCACCUUGAGUUUACAAUUUUAGCUGUUGUGUUGGCUUGAUUCAUAAAAAAUGUAUAGUUUGUUUAUCUUCCACAUAAACUGUAGUUGAAUACCAAGAGGUAAUUUUGCCGUUGUAUGUGCGUAAAUGAAAGAAAGAACUCCAUAAGGAAGUUAAGCUCAUGGUGAACACAUACCUUUCGGCUAGAUCAUUUUCAAACGAUGCACUAGUCAGAUCUCCAACCUUACGGGCAAUAUUAACAGCACAAAAUACAAAAUCUGUCCUCCAGUUUUAAUCUAGAUAUCUAAUGUUCUCAUUUUCCAGUCCCAUUUUAUGUAAAUCAGUUCUUUUAUGACCUACAGGUUUAUCGCUGUUGCCUCACUACAUGAAGGAUAUGAGAGCAGUUCUCAGAAGUCAAUUGGUUGUAAGUGCAGACUUCUCUGUUCUGGUUGUGUAGAUGCUUUGACUAGAGGCUACAUGGCUAAAGCAGACAGCCUGGUAAUGCAUUCAGUGCUUUUUGUUCAAGCAAGUCUAAAGGGAAACCUGGACUCAUUUGUCAGAGCUUUUCUGAUGGCAUUGCCAAAUCCGAUUGUACACGAAACAACACUUGAUCUAUAUGUUGGAUCCCCGUUUUCUUCAAAUUAGCCUUGAACGUGCCAAAAGAGUUGAUAUUGUUCCAUCUAGCAAUGUAUGACUUCAUUAUAAAUGAUUGCUUUGAUAACUGAUUUAAAAGAUAAGCAACGAUCUCUUGUAGAUACAAUGCCCUGUGCAUCCAAACAACGUCUUGUUUAAUGAAGGCAGCUUUAGGAGUUGGUAAAAUGAGAUUACUCAGAUUGUUAAUGAAUGCAGCACUCCAGGGCUGCUUGCACUGUAUAUUAGAGUCGCUAGUCGGGGGUGGGGGGGGGUUUGGGGGGGUGUUACUGUGCCCCUUAAGGCCCAGAGCUAUGGAGACGGAUGGGUUAAGGGUCAGAAAUGAGGAGUUAAGUUCACUUUCCCACAAUCCCUUUUACUCAUGCUCUCCCUUAGCAAAAUCGCUAUUAGAGACGCAAGGCGAGAGAAUGAGUAAGAAUAAACUUGAAACGUUAAUUUGAUCGCUGGUAAACAGACUGAAAUGUGUAAUGUAUUGUAAAACAAGGCAUCAUUUUUAAGGCGGUCUGCCUCACCAUUUCAAAAGUAAAGGUCACGUAAAUGUCAUGGACAUGUUGAGUUGUGCUAUGUGUUGUCUUAACUGGACAGCGACUGAGAAAACACACGCAAUUAUUCAGCAAAUGUGUUCAAAUUGAAAUCUUUGAUUAAUCGCACAUUGUACAUAAUGGCUCACGGCAGCUUUAUAAGACCCCUUAAUAUAAUAUACCAUGUCAGUUUUUGAGUUCAUAGACAAUAUUAUAAAAAGACAACCUUCAAGGAUGCAACCUGGUAACUUUGAAGGGGAUCGAUGAAUUUGUCUCCAGUGCGAAGAUGGUUGGAGGAGGCGUGUCGGAUAUUACAUAAUCAAAUCUUAAUUUAAAUACUGCGCUAAUGGAUGUUGUGUCAAGAUGUAUAUUGCAGUAUGGUCCAAAUGUAUAUUAUUUAAAUAAAUACAUUUUUUGUAAUGGAUUAUUAUUUAUAUGAAUCAUAGUGGUAUGUCAGGCAUGUGUUUAUUUGAAUUGUAACAUUCUUUUUGUAAUUGAUGUUGAUAAAAUGAACUUUUAAUAAAUUUUAAUAA